CUAUCGAGAGAGGCUGGUGUGAGGGAAAAAAGUGGUAAAUCGUACGAUUGAUGCACUUAUAAUAUUACAGCAAACCAGUAAUGGUUAGAUCACAGGUCGUCAAGUAUUUUUGCAAAGCCUACAUCGAUUGCAGGGCUUCGGGUUGCAGCUUGCAUUUUUCUCCACUGCAUGACGUAUAAGACGGUCCAAGUGGGCAAGUGAUACGGUUAAAUCUCCGCUAGCUAUGCUAGUGCUAACUCCUUAGCUUUGUUUACAUAUUGUGCGCGCCUGGUGGAUAAUUUCCGAUCGCACAAAUUGGAGAUUUUAGCUUUCGUUCUUCGUUUAUCUGAUCGGUCAUACGAAAAGGACGUUGGACAGUAGAUAGAUUUCACCGCUACUACUGAGCAUCUACUGGUCACGCAUUUUGCUGAUUAUUAAGCUAACAUUAGCUACACAUGCUAACCUUUUGAUCUCGGCUCGUUCGAUCAUGCGGUUUGAUGCUUACCCAUAGGUUUUUAUUAAACGCGCACCUUGUUAUGGCAUAUAGAGUUAUUCUUCCGACUCUAUAAUAUUCUUUAAUUAUGCAGCUGAAGAGCUUAUUAAUUAAAAAGCAGCUGCUACUACACAAACCGGCGGUGCUAACCUAAGCUAGCCACCUGCUGAGCUAGCUUACAUUGUGUUCGCGUUCAAUGAGACGGCUCCACAAUGUUCGUCGUCUCGCACCGUGUCCAUAAUUAAUUUAUAUCUCAUUGUGCGCUGACGUGCUGCGGUGGGCGCAGGCUGCAACGCCGGGCUGCUUUCGUUCCCUUAUCCAAGUUGGCUGUGUGCGGAUACUCUCCCUCGGACGGUGUUCCCACAGGAGCUGGGUAGCUAUGAAUCCCGUGGAUGCCACCGCUCUGUACGUGUCUGCCACCCGGGCAGUGCUACAGUGCGACCCGCUGCAGCCUCACACCUUCGCGGAGAUGUACCAGCAGCUACCCUUCUUCCGACAGUCCCUAGCGUGUCUCGUCUGUGGUAAACUCCUGGAGGAUCCCAUUUCCCCGACGCACCCAGAGUGCCAGCAUUACGUCUGCCUCGGCUGCAAAGGCCAGAGGAUGCAGAUCAGGUCGUCGUGCAGCCGCUGCAAGGACUAUUCCUGCUUCCAGGAGAACAAGCAGCUCUCGUUGCUGGUGCAGUGCUACAGGCAGCUCUGCCUCUACGUCACCCAUUCGCCGCUGCUCCAGUCAAUCAGCAGCCACGUGGGCGGGUCUCCGGAGGUCAUGGCCUUGCUGGAGGAGGUGCUCACGUCGCACGGAGAGGAGACGGAGCUUCCGGGCUUAGCAGAAGAGGAUUCCAAUCUGCCUGCUCCUGAGUCCCUUACUCCCACCGAGGCGCCGCCUGCCCCCGCAGAGCUCUCUGCCGUUCCUCAGAGCUGCUCCUCGGAGCCUCCGUGUUUCAACGGACCGCUGGACUGUAACGGCGAGGCGCUGGAGGACCCCUCCUCCCCCGAGCUGGAAGUAUGCGAGGUGGUGGAGGAGCAGCAGCAUCUGGGUCUGUCUGUGUCUGAAAGCGCUUGCAGAGGUUUAGAACUGGGCCUGAGCACCGGACCUUUAACCCCAACACUAGGCACUGUGUGCUCACUCAGGGAGGGGGAGUCUAACACCAGGGAGCUGGAGGAGGGCGAAGUGUUGCUUCUGAGCGUGGAGGAGGUGCUACAAACGCUGGAUCCCCUUCAGCCCGACGGAGACGCUCUUCACCCCAACCCAGAAAGGACGCACAUAGCCACGGACAAAACGCACACCCACAUGUACAUACAGCUGGACGCAGCCCACAACUACACUCAGAUUCACUCGGGGAGGACUCACACAGUGUCGCACCACGGCACCCACACGCACGCUCCUCCCUUUGACCCCCCCCCUGCCUCCAAACCGCCGCAGGUCCGGCCCAGCCGGAAGCGGUCCCACUCGGAGAGCGACAGGGAGAAGGUGAACCCCGUUCCCAUCACCUCCAUCCUUCACGACCCGUCUCCUCAGUUACACACUCCAACCCCUCCUCACGCUCUGCAUACCAAGCUGCCCAUGCCUUCCCUCACCGUGCCGGUGCACACGUACUCGUCAGUCCCCAACGGCGCGUUCCCCAAGCACGGCCGGCCCACACCCAAUCACAACAAGGGCGCCAGGAAGCACGUGGACCCGAGCUCCAAGAAGCCCCACGCCAAGGCCCGCAGCGGCGGGGGCUCUAAGACGAAGGAGCGCAGCAAAGACCAGCGGCCGAUGUCGGGCUGCGUGGUGCCCGCGCCGCCCGUCAGACCUCCGUACAAGAAGCCAGUGGAGAAGAAGGGCUGCAAGUGUGGCAGAGCCACGCAGAACCCGUCUGUUUUAACCUGCAGGGGGCAGCGUUGUCCCUGCUACUCAAACCGCAAGGCCUGCCUGGACUGCAUCUGCCGGGGCUGCCAGAACUCCUACAUGGCCAACGGCGAGAAGAAGCUGGAGGCCUUCGCCGUGCCGGAGAAGGCCUUGGAGCAGACGCGGCUCACCCUGGGGAUCAACCUGACCAGCAUCACGGCGGCCGCGGCCCUCCGCAACCCGGCGACCACCAGCAUCCGCGCCAACACCCUCCUCAACGUGGCCACGGCGACGGGCACCCCGGUGACCACGGCCUUUCUGUCCGCCAGCCCCCCGCAGGAUCCCAACUUCGACGACAGCCUGGAGCUGCUGAUCGGCUGAAAGGCGGCGAAACAAUAAAAAACAACACACACAACGCAGCUUGGUGCUGAUUGAAUGUGACGGCCGGUCAUCGACCUGUUACCCCGCCCCCCCAUCCUUUUUGUGAGGGGGGGGACUCGAUUCGAGGCAGCUAUGCGUCUGUCCUGCUCUGUAACCUGCUGUUGUUUUCUGGACUGGCAAACGCUGACUAGUGAGAUUAGCAUGGGUGUGCCAAAGCCUCCUGUAUCGUGCCUGUGCGCCGGUGUGUGUUCGUUGCCAGUCUGUAGGUGAACUCUGUUCCAAGGACGUUCAGUACUUCAGAGGGGCUUUUUGUUUGCGUGCUUCUAGACCACAGAUUUACUGUAAGAGGCAAUAGAACCCCCCCCCCCCCCCCCCCCCCCCCCCCUUUCCGGGUUUUGUUUGCACGGUUACCGGUAUGUGCAGAUUUUAACUUUUAAAAGAGCGAAAACAUUUGAUCCGUGUCUGUCGGGAGCAUCAUUUCAUUGGCGAUUUCAGCUUUCUCCCAUUCUGAGUGUCGUUCCCGCGUCUAUUAAUUGUCACGACUACAGAGAUCGUCCCGCUCCAGACUGUUCACUCUGUCCAAAAUGCUGUCAGCUUUUUCUCGCACAGCGUGCGUUUUCCUUUUCAGCGACAUCGCUCCGAGGCACUUGGGCGACCGUGAGGGUUUAGACGUGGAGACUGACGGUCGGUGGCAAAGCACUUAGAGGGAGGAGAGAGAGAGAGAGUCAUUUUCAUCACACCAGUAGAGAGGCUCGCUGCUGCUGUCCGGUUACAGCUUUGUGACUGCAUCUUCAUCAUCAUCAUCGACGGCGGUCACAACUAACACUUGUAUCUGACCGUGUUUAAAGGUAAACUGAAGCCAUAGUUUUAUGAGGAAGUUUCCUUUAAAAUCACUCCCCCUCCAACGCACUCCCAACUGUAGAGUCCUGAUUAAUCAGAUUAUGCCAGAUUAUUUUUGAUACCGAUGGAGGUUUGGCAAUCCAUGUCUUUUGGUUCUUACACAAUUUUUUAUUUUUUUUUUCCCCCACAAGGCCGCGCGACGUCUGUGUUUGUGUUUACCGUCUCAGCUGUAACUACGAUAUGUCCGUCAGUCCGGUAUUGUUGACCAAAAAAAACCAUAAAAAAACUACACAAAAAAAAAAACGAGAAACAAAACAGAAAAAACUGACUGAAUAGAGAGAAAAGAUCACUUUUCUCCACCCGUGGACCAGGAAAGUAGCAGUGGACUCCAGUGUGUUCAGCAAACAUGUCCCAUCUUCCUGCGUGAGCACGUUUCAAAGAUGUAUUUGUUUUUGGGCAUUACUUGAACCCUUAAUUUUGUUUUUGUAUCUUUUUUUGUUUUUGUUUGUUUUUGUAAUGUAAAAAUUCUUCUUUGAGGAGUGACAGCUAUUGCUGAAACAUUCACUGCCAUAUUAUGGAGACAUGUAACACAAGAAUUAAAAGAUAGUUUUUUACUUUUUCA
Molecule: messenger RNA, 4146 nt
Organism: Fundulus heteroclitus (mummichog)
Lineage: Eukaryota; Metazoa; Chordata; Actinopteri; Cyprinodontiformes; Fundulidae
Gene: msl2a
Product: MSL complex subunit 2a
Exons: 3
Coding region: 852-2684 (610 amino acids)
Cellular component (GO): MSL complex
Molecular function (GO): ubiquitin protein ligase activity
Source: RefSeq, a predicted model, not a curated record